This is a messenger RNA of Lemur catta (Ring-tailed lemur), 6327 nucleotides long. It is a transcript of the gene NIBAN1, whose product is annotated as niban apoptosis regulator 1. The coding region runs from base 266 to 3016 and encodes 916 amino acids. The record is from RefSeq and is a predicted model, not a curated record. NCBI's taxonomy places the organism in Eukaryota, Metazoa, Chordata, Mammalia, Primates, Lemuridae. The transcript has 14 exons.
CGAAGCGAGGCGCUGCAAGUCCCGGGCAGACGAGCCUGCCCGAGCCCACCCCCGGCGAGGCGGCGGCGGGAGGCCGGCCCGGAGGAGGCGCCCCAGACGGCGACGCCUCCCGCCCGCCGGGGGAAGUUUGCGCUUCAAUCACAGCGCGGGCUUCGCCGUCGCCUCAGCCUGCGGGACGAAGCGGCAGGCGCCGGCCGGAGCGGGCCGCGUCCCCGGGGCAGCGGGCCGGGCGGUCGCCGCGCUCGGCACAGCGGGCACCGCGGCCAUGGGCGGCUCGGCCUCCAGCCAGCUGGACGAGGGCAAGUGCGCCUACAUCCGAGGGAAAACUGAGGCUGCUAUCAAAAACUUCAGUCCCUACUACAGUCGUCAGUACUCUGUGGCUUUCUGCAAUCAUGUGCGCAGUGAAGUAGAACAGCAAAGAGAUUUAACGUCACAGUUUUUGAAGACCAAGCCACCAUUGGAGCCUGGAACUGUUUUGUAUGAAGCAGAGCUAUCACAGUUUGCUGAAGACAUAAGGAAAUGGAAGGACAGAUAUAUUGUGGUUAAAAAUGAUUUUGUUGUGGAGAGCUAUGAGAACAAAGAGGCCUACCAGAGAGGAGCUGCUCCUAAAAGCCGAAUUCUUCCAGCUGGUGGGAAGGUGUUAACCUCAGAAGAAGAAUAUAAUCUGUUAUCUGAUAAGCAUUUCCCAGACCCUCUGGCCUCCAGUGAGAAGGAGAACGCUCAGCCCUUUGUGGUCAUGCCGAAGGAAUUCCCGGUGUACCUGUGGCAGCCCUUCCUCAGACACGGCUACUUCUGCUUCCGCGAGGCUGCUGAGCAGAAGAAGUUUAGCACUCUCUUGAGUGACUGCAUCCGGCAUCUAAAUCACGAUUACAUGAAGCAGACGACAUUUGAAGCCCAAGCCUUCUUGGAAGCCGUGCAAUUCUUCCGACAGGAGAAGGGUCACUACGGCGCGUGGGAAAUGGUCACAGGGGAUGAAAUCCAGGUGCUGAGCAACCUGGUGAUGGAGGAGCUCCUGCCAACCCUGCAGACAGACCUGCUGCCGAAAAUGAAGGGGAGGAAGAACGACAGAAAGAGGACCUGGCUCUGUCUCCUGGAGGAGGCCUACAACCUGGUCCAGCAGCAAGUUUCGGAAGGAUUAAGUGCCCUGAAGGAGGAAUGCCGGGCUCUGACAAAGGGCCUGGAGGGGACCAUCCGCUCAGACAUGGAUCAGAUUGUGAACUCAAAGAACUUCUUAAUUGGAAAGAUCAAAGCGAUGGUGGCCCAGCCAGCAGAGAAGAGCUGUGUGGAGAAUGUGCAGCCGUUUCUGGCGUCCAUCCUGGAGGAGCUCAUGGGCCCAGUGAGCUCCGGAUUCAGGGAAGUACGCGCACUCUUUGAAAAAGAAGUGGAUGAGCUCAGCCAGAGCUUCCAGACCACCAACGACAGCGUCCAGCUAAAGGAGAAUCUAGACCGGCUUAUGAAUCUUCCACUGGAUUCUGUGAAGAUGGAACCUUGUUACGUUAAAGUCGACCUGCUUCAAGAGCGCCUGCAGGAUCUCAAGAGCCGCUUCCGAUUCCCCCACGUUGACCUGGUGGUGCAGAGGACGCAGAACCACAUGCAGGAGCUGAUGGAGAACGCAGUGUUCACUUUUGAGCAGUUGCUGUCCCUGCAUCUCCAAGGAGAGGCUUCCAAAACCGCAGCUGCCAUUGAGAAGGUGAAGCUCCGAGUCUUAAAGCAAUAUGAUUAUGACAGCAGCACCAUCCGGAAGAAGAUAUUUCAGGAGGCUCUGGUUCAAAUCACUCUUCCCACCGUGCAGAAGGCUCUGGCGUCCACAUGCAAACCAGAGCUUCAGAAAUACGAGCAGUUCAUCUUUGCCGAUCAUACCAACAUGAUCCACGUUGAAAAUGUGUAUGAGGAGAUUUUACACCAGAUCCUCCUUUAUGAAACCCUGAAAGUGAUAAAGGAAGCUGCUGUCCUGAAGAAACACAACUUGUUUGAAGACAACGUGGCCUUGCCCAGUGAAAGCGUGUCCAGCUUAACGGAUCUAAAGGUCCCGGCAGGGUCCAACCAGGCCAGCCCUGCCAGGGGAGCCCCUGCCCUUCUGCCGGGAGCUCCGGGGGGUGAGACCCUGAGUAGUGAGGUUUUCCAGGAGGUGGAGGAGGAGCAGCCUGGGGUCCCCACAGGAGAAAGCCCUCCCCCAGGUGGGGCCGGGCAGGUGAUUGUCUCAGGACUGGGUGGCCCUGUUGUGACUCCCGCGGCUGCCGAGGACACGGCAGGGCCCUUGGGCACACACCGCUCGGAGCUGGGGUCUGCAGGGGCCCCUGAGGACGCAGAGCCCACCCGUGAGGAGCCAGAAUCCGGCUCUGCCUCGGGCUCCUUGAAGGAGCUCAGGAAGCUGUUGACGGAGACCGUGGAAGUCCCGGUGGCAUCUGUUCUAGCGACUGGGAAAGAUGCGAGUGGGGAGACCCUCGUUCCCCAGGAAAAUGAGAAAGGAGAGGAGCAAACCCAGAUCUCCACCGAGGCCCCCCAGGCGGCUGCCUCCGCUCCGGACAACCGCGAAGGGGGUGAAGGCGGCGGGACGGAGGCCCGACCUCCUCCCCUGGAGGCCGAGGCCGGUGGCGGGGCGGCCUGCGGGGGGCUCCCCGAGGGUGCGGGCUGCCCAGGCCCCCCAGAGGAGCCGGCUGAGGCUGGGGGGCCCGCAGGGGGGGCUUCCGCGCUGGCCCCCCAGGAGGGCGGAGAGGCCGAGGGUGCGGUGGCGGGAGAGGCCGCGCUGCAGGAAGGGUGCGUGCUGGGGGCUGGCCCCGUCUGUCCCCCUGACAGCCAGGCCACUGAGGGGCAGGAAUCGAUGGGAGGGGAAAGCAGCGCUUGCCAGGUCCCGACCCCCCCGAGUGCAGAGGGGAUCAAGCCUGCCCGUGUUCACGAGUGCCAGUGGCUGGUGGAGGACGCUCCCGACACCGAUGUCCCGGCUGCACAUGAAGAUGAUGACACGAGGGGGACAGCAGGUGCUCCGGAGAGUUCCCCAGAGCAGCCCGCGGAAUAGUGAGAGGGACGAUUUGGCAAAAGUCUUUCCUUGACAAAGCCAAUCAAAGGGUUAUAGUUAUGGGCACACUUAGGGGUUGCAUGUGAGUUGUUACCAAACAAAAAUUAUUAAUAAUCUCCUUAAUUUGAAUACUAAAAGCAGAGGAAACGCACCCAGGGCGUGAGGACCGAGGCAAACCUUUGUGGAACUGAGCUGUUCUCCCCUGCGUUAUUGCUCUAGUGUUUCAACAGGAAUGACAAAGGCAGUGGCGGGCUUGGGUUGGGGGAGCCGGGGUGUCUGGGGGGCAGUGGUACUGCAGUGAAGACGGAGAAGACAGUCAGAGCACAGUUUUCAACACGCUCUGCACGUUUCCGUGGUGCACUAUUCUUACGCACUUCAAGGCUUUUUAAUUUAGUGUAUGGAUGCAAAUGUGUACUGCGACUCUAGCUGCACCAUCUACUAUACCAACUUCACCGUCUCUUCAGGGCUCAGCCUUUGUCCACAGUCAGGCUGCAAGAACGAGUAGUUCCAGUAGUUCGAGUAGUUAGUUCGUGAGCAGUCACCCCUGCCGGGCGCAGCCACACAGAGCCCAGGGCCCCACAGAUGGAGAGAAAAGCUGAACAGGAAUGGAGGGAGGAAGGUGUGGGCUGUGGGAUUGGCUGGCUUGUUACUAAUCCUGCUAUCACUUUCUCAUUAAUUAAUCUUGUUGAUUCUUAAGAAUUAAUCACCUUUUAAGAAAAUUCAGAUGAGGCAAGAAAAUUUCCUUGGUGUGUGGGAGCCUGACAGCAUUCCAGAUUAGCCUUAGCCGGUUAAGCGAAGGGCUUAACUAAGUUGUCAAGCCUAAAGCCUAGCAAUUAAACAAACGUUGUUUGAACAGCUACUGCACACCUCGUACUGUACUGGGCUUAGUAAUAAUAAUAAAAAAAAGAUAAGGUGCUUGUUCUAGUAUGCAUUAAAAGGCCCCAGGGAAUUUGAUCUAGAAGAGAAAACAUGCUAAGUUUCCAACAAUGACAGCUUUCUCUCUUUCCAUUCAAACAGUCCUGAUUCAUUCCCAGAAAGGAACAAAAUGAAUAAAUAGAUAAAGACAAAAGCCAAGGUAUAUACCAUCAAGUUCCAAAAAUGUUACCUAAAGUAGAAAUCAUUUGUUUGGUCAUUCAGCAAGUUAAUCGAGUCCCUGUUACGUACCGAGCUCUAGGGAUACUCUGGGUACCACGGCGAGAAAGACUCUGUUCUUUCCUCCUGGAACUUACAUGCUAAUGGAAAUAGACACAAAUACAUCUUCUAAAUUGAUCAUGACCUAUAACCAUUAAUGUUAAAGAUGAAAUGGACUUACUUGCAGAAGAUUAAAAAGAGUUGUUCUAUUUAUUAUCCUUCAGAAAAAUGCCAGAUCAUUUCCCAAAAGUUUCAGUCCCAGGUACUACAUCUUGAAGUUUCUUUCCACGGAUUUUAAUAUCACAUCCCAACAUAUUGUCCUAAGAGUCUGUUUUUAUCAUCACCAUCAAGUAAGUUUAUGUCAGUGCUUUAGAGAAUUUGCCCCACAGUUCAACCAUUGAACAAGGAAUUAAAAUAUUGUCCUCCCCACCCCUUCCAUGAAGAAUUUCUUGGAUUUCUAGAUGAUAAAUAAUGAAUAACAAUCAGUGUUCAUGUGCUCACAUAUUGAAUUGUUGUAUCUUUUCAUGGGCUGUUUAUAUCCUCAUGUCUAGGAGGGAUCCCGUUGUCGGUAAAGAAGGUAGAGGCCACUUCUCCCUUGGUCCCUGCUUCACCCAGGGCCUCACUCACAUCCUGGCAUUUAGCACUGUGCAUUGAAAUUAUGUUUACUUCCUGUCUCUCCCAGCAGCUCCUGUCUUCAAGGACAGAAACUAGGGUUUAGUCAUCAGAGGCGCUUCCUGCCAGUAACCCACAGCUUUGAAUAAUGGCUUCCUACCUCCUUAAGUGACUUUAAUGUCCCCGGUGCCUAGCACAGGAGCCGCUCAGGAAACGUGGGAACUCCACACCUGGUACCCUGCUGUGCUGGGCCGACUUGGAGCUUGCUGUCAGGCAGGGAGACAGACGGUUUUUAAUUGAACUUUCUGCUCUUGUUGAGUCUUAAGUCCAAAGUCCAAGGAGCAGACUGCCAGCUGCACUGCCCAGCAAGGCAGGGAGCCAAAGGCGCAGUGCCUGGCCCUACAAACACUGCCCUUCUCUCCGGGACAGGCUGACCCCACGCUGGAGUUUCCCAGCUUCCUCCCUUUGCUCACCUCAGGGCUUCUUGCACCCCCUGGAAAGCCAAGAGAUUUUUUUUCAACCCUAAAAGAAAGUGCAUUUUGCUACAUUGGAUGGAUGAACAUCAGUGCCCUUCCUUUAUCCAUCCUGCGGGCCAGCGAGGACCGGGCACUAAGUGGCAGGACACACUCAAGAACACGGUCCAAGAAUUUUUCUGGGCAUAUUUCACAAAAGGCAAGGUCUCUAGAAUAAGCAAGACGAUUGUUUCAUUUGAAGAUGGAACAGGAAACUAAAGUGCAUUGAAAAUAUUCUGUAUUCAUUUUAACAUAUGGAAUGGAAUGACUUCCUAUUACAGUGAGUUUAUCUUGCUUUUUGUACAGAUUUGUAUGUGCUGCUUCAGUGAUUUCCAGAUUGGAGCAAGGUUAUUGUGAUCUAAAUGAGCAGUACAGAAAACCUUUGUGUGCUGCUCUGGGGAUCUCUCCAAUGGGCAAAGACAUUAGAAAUGCAUAAAACCUUAAGACAUGGCUUUUGGCUAAAACUUCAUGACUUUAAACUAGUUAUGUUACUAUUGACCUUUCACAAAGAAAGAAUAUUUUCCUUGAAAAAAAAAAUGAGCUCACUUUUCCUUUGUAGCUUGGAACAGAGACAGUAGUGCCUUGCAUUGUGUAGUGUAAACUCUCUUUUCAAAAAAAAAAAAUGGAUUUUGGAGACUACAAAAAUAAGAUUCCAAUUUUUCCAAAAGCUUUCCAACCUUAUGCAUUUUAUUAUAAAGAUUCUCAAGUCUGGUGUUGUAAUCAUUCAUAUCAGAGCUAGUCAUUUCAAAGGGUUUCACAAUUCUCCCAGACAAAAGUGAUUUUAAUGCAUUUUAACAAGUGCUAAGUGAUAUGUGCUACAUAGCAAUGUUAAUACGGGAAGGAAGGACAUCACUGACUUAAACAUAAGUUGGCAACAUGUGCCAUCUUAUUUUACUAUAAACACACAGCCUUCUACAGUCUGCAACUUCAAGAAAAGAAAUCUACACUGUGGCUUGAUUUUUCUGGUCACUAUAUAAAGUAAAUACUUAAGACACUUUGUAACCACGUAUUUACUUUGUCAAGUGCCUAUAGUCUAAUAAAAUAUUUGUCCUUGAA